Molecule: messenger RNA, 2369 nt
Organism: Sycon ciliatum
Lineage: Eukaryota; Metazoa; Porifera; Calcarea; Leucosolenida; Sycettidae
Exons: 6
Coding region: 558-1706 (382 amino acids)
Source: RefSeq, a predicted model, not a curated record
UUAUGUUUGCUGCCAGAGUGUAGUCUAGAGCUAGACUCACCUAGACUAGAGCCGAGGUCGAUUGGAGUAUGGAGAACGACCAAAGAUAGGGAGAAAGAGAGGUAGAGAAGCGCUUUCGCGAUCGAAUGAACUCGGCAAGGUUUCACACUGUGAUUUACGUUAGCCGCCAUAGCCACUGGUUCAAGGUGGAUACUAAAAAUAAUACUGUUUCUCCACAAACUGUACAUCUACUUGAACGUUUGCUUGCUAUAUCUAGCUCAGUAGUAGCUGUCUACAUCAAUCAGUCAUAAUGGUUACGAGUAAUUAUCCCUGGACUGGAACUAGCACGCUCUUCCUGCAAAUAUCACUACGCUUGUAGUACUGUACCUCAAAUCGUCCCAAUCCUUUUAAUUUUCACAGUCGUCUGAGUGGGUCCAGCCCGCCAGCAACGCUUGCUGUAAUCCUGGACGCCGAGCACUUAUCUUUCCUACUCACCCAGUGUUACCUACCUACAGUACAACGGUGGUGCACUAUCCUGACUGAUUCCUGAGCAGUAGAUCUAAGCGCCCGACCUGGCCAUGGCUGACCUGCUGCUGUCAUCUCUCCUGCAAACGUCCAGGGCCACGGCGUGUGGACUGGGAAUUCACGCCGGGUCGUCCAUCGUCUCUUCAAUCCUCUCCGGAAAAAUAACCAAGAGCUUCCGGGAAUGGAACCCGGCCACCGUCAACUGCCUCAGGUUUGGCGCAUUCCUGGGCGGCUUUGCUGGCAUCUACCGCAUAAUACGUGAGCUGCUCCAGCAGCACGGAGAGAAGUUACUGGGUAACCGUCAAGUACUAGUGGCCGCAGGCAUUGCCAGCCUCGUAUCACGGAUACAGCCGUCGGCCCGUCGCCAUGUCAUCACAUUGUUCUUGGGUGGAAGAGCGCUCAGUGCCGUGGUGAGGCAGUGGGAGAAGCGUACCGGGACGACCAUCCCGCGCAGUCUAUUCCUGGCCGUGUUCUUGAUGAACACCACCGCAUUGAUACACGCCGGCGUUCUGUGCCCCGACGUUUUGCCAGCUUCUUAUUAUCGGUCGCUCUUGCGCUGGUCUUGUCGAUUCAAUGACACUCAGCUUGCACAGCUCUUUCGGCCAUUGCCCAGUGGACUGGAGCGACUGACAUGCCACGAGAUCAUACAUCCGGGCCAGACGUGCUUUCACACCAACGUCUUGUCGUUCCUGACGGCCUGGCGGUUCUCCUUGAAGCUGUACGCAGUGCUGUGCACCGUUCCACUGCUCUUUCGCUACAAGCAGCUACUCAAGAGGCCUGUUCCUAUGUUUGUGCAAGCAAUAAAGACGACGGCGCGUUCCGGCCUCUUCCUGGCCCUGUGCGCCCUGGGGGCCUUCAUCACGACGUGCUCGUUUUCUCGCAACGACUACAUCCGCCAUCUCUUCAACACGCCACAGCAUGGCCUGUCGCACAUCUUCGGCCUUUGCAUAGGAUUUGCGGGUGCAUUGCCGGUGAUAAUUGAGCCAUCGUCGCGUUGGUACGAGCUCUGUAUGUACACAACACCCAUCACCAUUCACAUGAUCUUCCGACACCUGCAGCUCAACAAGUUCAUUCCCACGACGGAAAACUUCUCCGUCUUCUUCUUCGCCACAUCUAUGAUGGUGAUCAUGCGGGCUUACGAGCUUCAGCGUGACAUAAUUCCGCCGUGGAUGGUGUCCUUCUUGAACAUCCUGCUGAGGUAAUACUCGUGUGUUUAUACAUCUAGCGAAAAUCUGGAAGUUCUGUGACGUUUAUGCCGGCGGACCAAUGUCUUUUGAGUCGAUUACUUCUAUAAUUUUACUUUAUGAAAUUGAGUUUUGACCUGAACAGGGCCGAGCCUAGGAAUCAAAAUGGAGUGGAACAUAUACAUUUGUUGAUACUGUGUGCUGUGUAGGUUGAUUGUUUCUAUGUUUUAUUGGUAGUACUUCAUAGUAUAGUAGUCAUGUACAGGAUUUGAAUAUUUCCUAACGCUGGUCGCUGGUCAUCCUUCUUAUCAUGCUUUUUAAUAUCAUCUGUGAAAAUUUGCCGUCCGUAUACUCGGCUUGAAUAUCCCCUUUACUCCUGCCACGCUUCCUUUCCUCUUUGCACAAGAGACAACUGCCUAUAUGACUGUGGAUGCAGAGCACAGAUUUAUUUACCUGCCCACGGCGGCGGCGAGUGCGGAUUACGCAGCGCCGCCUACCUGUCACAUCGAGUCUAUUUACCGAUCAUGCGAUUUAUGAAAUAUUAAUUAGCCAUAUCACCACGUCCCUUGGUUGUCUGUUCGAGCUGAGAUCCAUGGCAUGGCAGUUAUCCACAUGUGUGUGCUCCGUCACGGUUGUCGUAAUUGAUUGUCUAGGUGGAGAUAGCAAGCAUACCGGGAAUAA